UUUACAACAAAUCUUGAUCUCGGAAUCGAAUGUCGACCGAACAGAGCGAGGGACAAGGGAUCCCGUAGCCUGUCGACAAAAGUUUUAUUGUGUUUCUAAUAGUUUACAAAUGUUAUUUACAAUCAAGAAGGUUUUUUUUUUGUAAAUAUAGUGAAAUGUAAAGUUUGUGAAUGGUCUAGAGCUCAAUGUAACGGGAGGGAAUUAAGGUGAACGUAAAGCCAAAGGAGUUGAAUGAACAGAUCACUGACUCCCUGUCGAGUGGGAAGAUCGCGGGAAAAAUUCUCCUUGUAUAAGUAAUAAUUAGACUUAAAACGCGUUUAUGUAGUGAAAUCGGGUUAUAUCAUCUACUGGGAAUCGAGAUCUUUCGGGUGUCGGCUUUUAUGCGCACAGGGAUCGGACUCCCUGGUAUAUGUAUAUGACACGAUGAGCUGUAAUGGAGGUUUCGUGGUGUUAUCAUUCUCUCUGCGACGAGGGCUAUCUUGGAAAUGUACAAGGCAGUGACUAAGGUCUUUCUGAUAAUAACUAAAAUUCCCGGCCGGCCGGGCAAAAGAGUGCGUUGAUCUUGGGCAUGGAAGAGUCAAAAACGAUGGACUGGUCCGAUAUCUUUUAUUUGUGUGACACUGACACGCGACACAGUAGCCAUUGAAGAUCAAGGAUUUUUGGAGAACUCGGACCUUAAGAGGUUUACCAAGGAGGUACCAUGCAAAAAAGGGACAAUAGAGAAGGUCGUGGAAAAGAGGAGAUGGUGCUUGUUGUAAAUAGUGACAGAGAUCGAGAAGUAAACGCUAUCAAAAGGGCCUCCCGUGGCAGUGGUAAUGCUGCAAGAUCCAACAUGCACUCCUCCAGGCACAGUGUUACCUCUUCUGGAAAUAUGCUCAUGGUGGGACCCAAUUUUAGAGUCGGGAAAAAGAUUGGCUGUGGUAACUUCGGAGAACUUCGUCUCGGCAAAAAUCUUUAUAAUAACGAGCACGUAGCAAUUAAAAUGGAACCGAUGAAGGCAAAGGCGCCACAACUUCAUUUAGAAUAUAGGUUUUACAAAGUAUUAGGUGCUCAUGUUUAUAACGCGCAUAUAGAAGGAGUCCCGGAGGUAUAUUAUUUCGGUCCAUGUGGGAAAUUCAACGCGUUGGUAAUGGAACUCCUCGGUCCCAGUUUGGAAGAUCUCUUUGACCUUUGUGGAAGAAGAUUUACACUGAAAACUGUUCUCAGCAUUGCCACACAGCUCCUCCAUAGGAUAGAAUACGUACACAGUCGACAUCUAAUUUAUCGAGAUGUAAAACCGGAAAAUUUUCUGAUAGGACGAAGUACGACAAAACGAGAAAAAGUUAUACAUAUUAUUGAUUUUGGAUUGGCCAAAGAGUACAUAGACUUGGAAACAAAUAAGCAUAUACCCUACCGGGAACACAAGAGCUUGACUGGAACAGCACGAUAUAUGAGUAUUAACACUCAUUUAGGAAAAGAACAAAGUAGAAGAGAUGACUUGGAAGCUUUAGGUCACAUGUUCAUGUACUUCUUGAGGGGAAGUUUACCUUGGCAGGGACUGAAAGCAGAUACUUUGAAAGAGCGGUAUCAAAAAAUAGGAGAUACCAAACGAGCAACUCCCAUUGAAGUACUUUGCGAUGGACAUCCCGAAGAGAUGGCCACGUACCUUCGCUACGUCCGGAGGCUAGACUUUUUCGAAACUCCUGAUUACGAGUACCUGAGAAAACUCUUUCAAGACCUCUACGAUAGAAGAGGCUUUGCCAACGAUGGCGAAUUCGAUUGGACCGGCAAAAGCAUGCCACCUAACUUCUUCCAACUCAGACAACUAAGGGAAUGUGCUCCAUCUAAUAUUGAAAAAACCAAAUCUGAUAAGUCAACACCAGUUGGAUCGCUGCAAACAGGACAUGAAAUUGUCGUAUCACCCAAUCGAGAUCGACACCCAACCACUUACAAGGACAUGGCAAGUGGAGGGGUGGGAGGAGGGGGCGUUAAAGGGGUGGGACCCACGUGGUCUGAUACAGCGAAGCAAUCUGGGGCUGGUGGCACAUUGACACCCGCUGACAGGCAUGGUUCUGUACAGAUAAAGCAUCAACGGAAUAUGGUGGUUUCUUCAACUAAUGGAGAAAUAGGGAAUGACGAUCCAACUGCAGGACAUUCAAAUACACCAAUUACAACACCUCAGGAAGUCGAAAUGAUCGACGAGACCAAUGUUUGUUUUAUUUUCAGAUGCUGCUGUUUCUUUAAAAGAAAGAAGAAGAAAAGUGGAAGACAGAAAUGACUGUCAGUAUCGGUCAGGCUCGGGGGGGUAGUACCAAAUGCAGUUAUUAGUGCUGGGGGGAAUGGAGGAAGAAUUGGAGGACACACUGGAAAACUUGGGGGUCGAGGAAGAGAAAAUAGUGGUGAUCUUGAACGAGAAGCUGUUACAUUGUUACGAGCCAGCAGUCACUCAGCAUCUCGUGAUUCUGUGCUUCAUACGACCAUCACUAUGACUCCUACACCUACACCACCGCCGUUGUCAAACUAAAAUACCGCACAGCCAUUGUUAUUAUUAUCGCUAUGAAAUCACUAUUACUGCUGCUAUUAUCGUUAUUAAAUCAAUGCCACCGAACGUCGUCAUCCACAUCACCGAAUUUUUAGUGUUUGUUUUUUUUUUUUUUUAAGUUUGCCGAGAGUAGUUUAGUAGCCAUUUGAUAUCUGUGAUUGAAAUUGUUUUAUUUUCUAAAUUAAUUAAUGCUUAAAAGUAUAGAAAAUUGUCACUUAAUAAAAUUCGAGUUUCACUUAUAUCUUCAUAUAUUUUGAUGAAAUUUUACACAAUUGAUAAAUAAUUUUUUAAGAAUCUUAGCUUUGCUGUUAGAUUUUACAGUUUUCAAAUCUAUUAAUAUGCUUUGUAAUAAUUUUCAUUAAUCUGAGUUCCAUGUUUGUUUCUAACCAAUUUCUUUAAAAAAUAUCAAUUAACUUAGUGUUUUAAGUAUUUAUUUAAUUUUGGGAACAAAUUCAUUCUAUUUUAUUCAUUAUAUGAAUCUUCGAAAUACCUAUGUCUUGUACAUUUUUUGUUGUAAAAUUUUGUACAAAAAUAUUUGGAAAGCACAAAUCCAGUACUUUUAUAUGAAAAAAGAGUACGACAUCAAUCUAAACUCAAUAGCACUAAUCUACUCACGGAUAACAAACGAGUAUUCAUAAACCAAGUCGAUGUACUUAUAGAAAGCGUUGCGAAAGAAUGUUUUAACAAUUAAUUUGUCCAUUUUUUGCUUUAGUCAAAAAAUAGAAGUACGAUUAUCUGAAACGUAAGUAAUCGUAUGAUCAAAGUAAUAUUGCGGUUUAAAUUAAUGCUUAGUGAACCAGGUACAUAAAUUUGAAAUGUAUUUCCACUAGUAUUAAAAAACCGGAAGUUUAAACGAUUAUAAAUUUAGGGAGAAAGAAAAAAUGUGUUCUUUUUUUAAUUUUUCUCCCUGAAUUAUUAAAGUAAUGUGGCUUGAUGAAAAGAGAAGACUUUUUUUAUUUUCUUCUCAGAGGUAUCACUAAAAAAGUUUUCUUCCAUUUUCCCUUUUGAUCAUGCCAGAGAAGAAAGAUGAAAUAAAGUAGCGCACUUGGUUUCAAUUCGUCCAGUAUGCAAGAGCGAUGCAAGCGUUUUAAUUUUAAGUUAAUCAAAUAUAAGAACGUGCGAAAAUACAAAACGAUAAUUAUGAGUACAGAACGAGUUCGUUAAUUUUCUCACAUCAGAAUGCGAAGAAUUAAAACUCGCAUGAAAUUUCUUAAGCUCUGAAUGACUAUGCGAACAAAUUUUUAAAACAUUUUAAUAUAAUAUGACUGACUGUUGGUUAAGUAUGGUUGUGAAUUUUCCAAUUAAAAGGUGUUUCAACUCUUUCUUAAAAUGGCCGUUAUGCGUGCCUCAAUGAUGGAAUUAUUAUACCUAUUUAUAGAGUAAUUAAUUUGAAGAACAAAAAGAAGUAAAACACAUACAUUGUUUAUAUGUAUAUUUGUUAAUUUGUUUACACGACUUCGUACAUAUUUGAGACUUACUAAUGUCUACAAGUUUUGCUGCUUUCAUCAAUUCUCUAAUGCAUUUGAGAUCAAAUAGAAAAUCUUAUUUUCCAACACUCAUAGCGAGCAAGCCUUGGAAUUGAAAGCAAAACUCUUUGGGGUUUAGUUUCUUAAAAUUCUAUUAUAUUUUCAAAUUUUGCUAUCACUAUGUAGUCAAAAUAUCGGAAAAUGAUUUUUAUUAUUAUUCUAUUAUGUCAAAACGUAUCUUUAUUUUCUCAUUUUAAGAAAUUCUAAUUAGAAAAUGGAUUAAAUUGUUAAUUUCUUGAUAAUUUUUAUGUAUUAUAUAAUUUUAGAAAUAUGAUGUUUCAGUUUUGGUUACAUCAUUUAUUUCGUCGAAACUGAGUGAGAGGGAUGCAUAUAAAACAUUUAUCAGAUAUAUAAAAGUAGAAAAUGCAUUAUCUAAAUUUAGCUUCCUCUUUUUGGGAGCUGAGAAACUUACUCUUCAAUAUAUAAUGUUGUAGUAAAAAAUCUGAUGGCAUGCAGCAUUAUGAUUUUAAAACAAUCAUUUUUUAAUUUUCCAUGCAAGCAAUUUAACCUACAGUAAAAUGAAAACCAAAAACAAAAAUUUUAACUGAAUCAGUACCGAAUCUAAGUUGUAAUUUUGUUUUCUACUUGUUCCUUUGCAACCAAAAGGAUUUUAGUCUAUAAAACCCAGAUUUUGUAUAUCAUUAUUAUAAUUUUCUUACAUUGAAAGUUGAAAAGAUUAUUUUUAACUUUAUUAGUAGACUACAAUCCAUUUCGCAGCUUGAAGAGUUAUAUUAAAGGAAUUGGCAGCUUGGGUUUGUACAUAAUAAUUAACUUUUUGAAUAAGAUGAGAUGCAAAGUUAAGGAAAAAAAAUGUAUUAGAUUUGAUUUACAUACAUACCUAAGUUGAAUAAUAAUAGGUUUAAGAAUAAUGACGAUUAAUAAACUAUUACCACUUCGACGAUUAUUAGUCAUUCGAAUGCAAUGAAUUUAAUAAAUUUAACACUCUAUAGGUAAGCGAUGCGUCUUGACUGUUGACAAAAAUAUCUUUAAUUGUGUCAGUUAUUUGUUAUAUUGUUUAAAAUUGUCUGCGAUCUAUUUUUCAAAUUUAAUACUCAUUAAUAUAUUAAUAAUAAUUUAAUAAGUUACCUAAUUUCUUCCAUAGUUGGAUUAUUAGCAGUGUAGAACCUUAGAAAAAUGAAAAUCCAUAUUUUUUCUUUCAAAAAACGCUUCAUCAUUUUUAAUUCAAUCAGUAUUUGAGACAAAAAUAAUAAUUACAAAAUAAGCAUAUAAUAAAUAAGACGCAGCCAAUUUCAGACAAUAGAAUAUUAAACUAACAUUAGUAAUUAGUAAAAAUUUACUCCUUAUUUACGGGAGUUACGUUCGUUCCGUUCCAAUAAUUAUCUCUGAAGAAUAAUGUAUACUUUAUUUUUUUGCUAAAAUUUAUUUACAAUAAUUUAUUUCAAAUUGUUGUUAUUGACAUUUAAAAAGAGAAUGCUUUCGGGGUAUUUGUUGGAAUUGACAACGUACAUUUUGGUAAUCUAAUUUAUAGUUUGUUUUAAGACUAAAUAAUUAUCUGUUUUAGAUUUUUUGUGUACAUAAAAAAAUUGUUUGAGUAAGAUUAAUUGUCGGUCAGUUCUGACAUUUAAGAGCUUUUUCGUUGAGCUCUUUUCAUUUACUCUACAUACAUACAUGUAAACUGUGAUUGGUCUUAAUUUUUAAUUCGUAAUAAUCAGCUGUAUGAUUAAUUUGUUAUUUAAGGAUCAACUCCACGUGAGUUUGUCGGAUGCGACGCUUUGGCAGAAAGAAAAAUACGGACUGCGCGGAUGCUUAUUCCUUGUAAAUAUGUCAUUUGUGUCACGCGCUUAGCAAGUAAAAAAAAGUCGUUAUGAAGUACUCUGUGUUUUUGUUCGCAACAUAGAUCUCAGAGAUUCCUCUCGUUGCUUUCAAAAGUAAUGAAAUAUAAUUUAUGUUACUCUCCCGAUUCUUUUCAAAUGAAUCCUUUUUUUAUAUAUUAACUAAUAUAGUCAGACCAAGUCAAUGAAUAAAGUUUAAUUUUCCUUAAAAUUA
Leptopilina boulardi is the source of this 6054-nucleotide messenger RNA. It is a transcript of the gene gish, whose product is annotated as casein kinase I. The transcript has 13 exons. Gene Ontology annotation, cellular component: cytoplasm; nucleus; plasma membrane. Gene Ontology annotation, molecular function: protein serine/threonine kinase activity; ATP binding. The record is from RefSeq and is a predicted model, not a curated record. Lineage: Eukaryota; Metazoa; Arthropoda; Insecta; Hymenoptera; Figitidae. Bases 701 to 2257 code for a protein of 518 amino acids. Gene Ontology annotation, biological process: positive regulation of canonical Wnt signaling pathway; signal transduction; peptidyl-serine phosphorylation.